UGUAAAAAAAAAAAAAAAUAAAUCCGUAAUUUAUUAUAAGUUUUUGUUUGUUCGUGAAAAGAGCGAUUUUUCAUUGUGAAUGUUCUUUCAUCUCGAGCGACCCUACAAAUUAAUCUAUUAUAUAUAUUUGUAAAUUAUUUAUUAAAAAAAAAAUUAAGUGAUUCCCAACAACAUUUAUUAAAUUAUUUAAUAAAUAAAUGAAAAAUACAUAUAUAUCAAUGUGAAUACAUUUAUAUAUGUGAUAAAAUAUGAAUUAAGUGUGUGAAAGGAAAAGAAAAUCUAUAAAUGUUAAAGAGCAAAAAGCUAUUAUAUAUACAUAUAUAUGUAUGAGUUACAGCUAGCUAAACACAAGCAAACGAAAAAAAAAAGUUGAAGAAAAAAAAUCAAUUUUUUUUUAAGAAAUUCUUUUCUGUUUCAAUUGAGUGAAAUUAAUUAAUUGCAAAUUUUUUUUUUGUUUGUAGAAAAAUCUAUAAAUACAAAACAAACAAAAAAACUACUACUUUCUCUGUUGUAAAAAUAAAUUUUAUAUUUAUUACAUAAAAAAAUAAAAUAAAACGAGAGAGGAAAAGCUUUUUUCCUCACACAAAUCAUACAAGUGCGAUAGAGAUAGAGAAUCAAGCAAAACAAGGAAUUAAAAAAAGCUAACAAAAUAAAAAAUUCCCUGAGAAAAAAAAGUGAUUUCUUUUUGUGUGUAUUUGUGCUUGUGCAGUGCAAAACAACGGAUUCUUAUUCCAGUUUCAUCUGCAAUUUUUAUUCUUCAAGACGACGGGGUUUUUUCAAAAGCAUAAAGACCAUCGAUGCAGAAAAAAAUUGUUAACCAAAAUAUAAUAAAUAAUAAUAAUAAAAAUAAUUAUAAAAGAAAAAAACAAAUCGACAGACUGAUUACCAUAUAUACAUAAACAAAAAUUAUAAAUAUAUAUAAAAAUAUAAAUAUUUAUAUAUAUCUAUAUAUAUAGAGGCAGUUGUGAACAAACAAACAAAAAACAUUAAGAAAAAAACAAAAAACAAAAAAAAGAGCAAAACCCAGAGAAAUAAUAAAAAGAAAAAAAAAAAAAAACAGAAAACAGAAAACAAACAAAAAACUCUUAAUGGAAUUUAGUAUUUUUUCGUUGAUUUUAAUUACUUGUGUGUGAUAUAUAAAGUUAAGUAAUUUUAAAAACAAAAGAACUAUAUAAAAUAAUAACAAUUCAAUUUGAAAAAUAAUAAUACAAAAAAUAAUUCAACUCAAUUUAAUAUAAAAUUUAAUAAACAAAAAAAAAAGCUGACAAGAUGACAUACUCGCACAAUAAUAGUAGCAGUAAUAAAAUGUCGAUAAGAUAUGGCGGAAGUAGCAGUAGCAGCAGUACAACAUCAUCAUCUUCUUCAUCAUCAACAACAACAAAUCAUUCCAACAGUAUUGCCAGCAGUACAAAUUUAAGCACCUCACCCGGUUCAAUGUCGUCCGGCUCAUCGUCCAGCAGUCUAUCAUCGUCAUUAGGUGGUAACUCAUCCAGCAGCAGUCUCGGCAGCUGCGGCAUGGGUUCUGGCAGCAAUAACAACGGCGGCGGCGGUGGAUUCUUCUCCGCUCGCAAAAACAAUCAUUCGCCCCGAACUCAUGGUGGUUGGCAACGCCAUUCACCCGGUGGCAAUUCGACCUCAAGUCGCACCGGCGCCAAUAACUUGCUAACAUCCCCCGGUGGCAAUGAUUCCUUCUUUAACAAUCCAAAUCUUCGCCAGAAUAACCAUCAUCAUCAUCAUCAUCAUCAUUCGCACCAGAAGCAUGGAGGCAGCAGUGGCGGCGGUGGUCCCGGCGGCCAUCACCACGGCUCAGUCAAUUCGCGCCACAACUCACCGGCCACAAUCAUUGGCGGUGGUGGUGUUGGCGUUGUUGGAGGUGGCGGUGGGGGCGGCAGCGGCCGCAAAUCCAAUCGCAAUCAUCAUAGAAAUUCGAGUGGCCAUAAUAAUAACAACAACAACGGUAUUCAUAUCCUUUUGUCGUCGGCGUCAACGACUAUCCGCAAUGGCGGUGGAGGCGGUGUCUCCCCGACAACCCUUAUACCAACGAAUUUAACCCACUAUGCUGGUAGUAAGUGCUUCGAUGCACCAGCACCAACAGCUUUACCAAAGCCACCGCAACACUGGACAAUGGGCGGCAAGGAUGUUAUGCUAAGUACAAACUCGAUCAUUACUGAUCCCAAGAUGGUAACGUUUAAUACGUCGCCAUCGGCAAUGCUGGCUGCAGUUCCAACCGGAGUUGUUGUCAAGUCAUCGAAACGCAAUCUCCUCGAUGACUUUGAUACGCACAAUUUGAAAUUGUUGCUCAAUGUGCAAUCGUAACCGCCAUUUUUUAUUUUAAAUUAAAAAUAAUUAAAAUUAAAGAUGCAAACAAAAAAAAAAUGUCAAAAAAAAAAAAAACACUUAAGUUCAACAAAAAAAAAAAAAAAACAAGGAAUAAUUUUUUUUUUAGUUUAUUUUUUUUUUUUCAAAUUUUCAAAAAAAAUAAGAAAAAUAACAACAACAAUACGAUUUGAAAAAACAACAUCAAAAAUCAUGAAAGAAAAAAAAAAAUAAUGCAAACAAAAUAGUUUUUUCGCUUUAAAAUGGAUCUCCAAUUAAAAUUAACAAAAACAAAACAAAACUUCUCCUAUAUUCCCCUUAAAAAUAAACAAUUAAAAUUACAACAACAACUACUACUACUACCGCCCACCCAAACCAAACACCACGCCAUCCCCCCUUUUUUCUCCAGACAAAUUUAAAAACAAUGCAGCACAUUUUUUUCUAAAAAAUAUAAUAAAAUAGACAGAAACUAAAUAAAAAAAAAAAAA
Episyrphus balteatus (marmalade hoverfly) is the source of this 2804-nucleotide messenger RNA. RefSeq lists its product as uncharacterized. Bases 1270 to 2316 code for a protein of 348 amino acids. The transcript is spliced from 2 exons. The record is from RefSeq and is a predicted model, not a curated record. Gene Ontology annotation, cellular component: nucleus. Lineage: Eukaryota; Metazoa; Arthropoda; Insecta; Diptera; Syrphidae.